CGUCCCGCAGGCUCGCGCUGCCUGCUCCGCGCCCGCUCUGGACUGCCCGCCGCGAUGGAGGCCGCCGCCGAGUUUGUGGUUGAGAGCCCCGACGUGGUCUACGGCCCCGAGGCCAUCGAGGCGCAGUACGAGUACCGGACGACUCGCGUCAUCCGUGAGGGCGCUGUCCUCAAGGUGCACCCCACGUCCACGCGCUUCACCUUCCGGACGAGCCGGCAGGUACCCCGCCUCGGGGUCAUGCUCGUCGGCUGGGGCGGCAACAACGGCUCCACGCUGACCGCCGCCGUGCUGGCCAACCGGCUGCGCUUGUCCUGGCCCACGCGUACGGGACGCAAGGAAGCCAAUUACUAUGGCUCGCUGACGCAGGCCGGCACCGUGAGCCUGGGCCUGGAUGCUGAGGGCCGCGAGGUGCACGUGCCCUUCCGCGCUCUGCUACCUAUGGUGACUCCUGAUGACCUGGAGUUUGACGGCUGGGACAUCUCAUCACUGAACCUGGCCCAGGCUAUGCGGCGUGCGCAGGUGCUGGAUUGGGGGUUGCAGGAGCAGCUGUGGUCCCACAUGGAGAGCCUGCGCCCUCGCCCUUCUGUCUACAUUCCGGAGUUCAUCGCGGCCAACCAGGGCACCCGUGCAGACAACCUCAUCCCGGGCACACGUGCGCAGCAGCUGGAACAGAUCCGCAAGGACAUCCGAGACUUCUGGACCAGCAAGGGACUGGACAAGGUCAUCGUGCUGUGGACAGCCAACACUGAGCGCUUUUGCGACGUGGUCCCAGGCUGCAAUGACACCGCUGAGAACCUGCUUCGAACCAUUGAGGCCGGUGGGGAGGUGUCCCCAUCCACGCUCUUUGCUGUGGCCAGCAUCCUGGAGGGCUGUGCCUUCCUCAACGGGUCCCCCCAGAACACACUGGUGCCGGGGGCACUGGAGCUAGCUCGGCAGCACCGUGUUUUCGUGGGCGGGGAUGACUUCAAGACUGGCCAGACCAAGGUCAAGUCUGUGCUGGUGGACUUUCUCAUCAGCUCUGGGCUCAAGACCAUGUCCAUCGUGAGCUACAACCACCUGGGCAACAACGACGGGCAGAACCUGUCUGCUCCAUCGCAGUUCCGCUCCAAGGAGGUGUCCAAGAGCAAUGUGGUGGACGACAUGGUGCUCAGUAACCCAGUGCUCUACACGCCUGGCGAGGGGCCUGACCACUGUGUGGUAAUCAAGUACGUGCCUUACGUGGGCGACAGCAAGCGGGCCCUGGACGAGUACACCUCAGAGCUGAUGCUGGGCGGCACCAACACCCUGGUGUUGCACAACACCUGCGAGGAUUCGCUGCUGGCCACGCCCAUCAUGCUGGACCUGGUGCUGCUGACGGAGCUGUGCCAGCGAGUGAGCUUCUGCACGGACAGGGACCCGGAGCCACAGGGCUUCCACUCGGUGCUGGCCCUACUUGGCUUCCUUUUUAAGGCACCGUUAGUGCCCCCCGGCAGCCCUGUGGUCAACGCCCUCUUCCGCCAACGCAGCUGCAUUGAGAAUAUUCUCAAGGCCUGUCUGGGACUUCCACCACAGAACCACAUGCUGCUGGAGCACAAGAUGGAGCGCCCAGACCCUGUACUCAAGCCGACUGGGCCCGUGACCCACCAUCCUGUGCUGUACAGUAAAGGGCCAGUACCGGCCGCCACCAACGGCUGCACUGGCGAUGCCAAUGGCCAUCUGCAGGCCGAGGCCACCCCCUGAGGCUGCAAAGUCUGCUGGCACCACCCCCCCUUCCCCACCCAGAUUAAUAAAGCUGGCGCCACUAUCACAA
Messenger RNA from Echinops telfairi (small Madagascar hedgehog), 1789 nucleotides. It is a transcript of the gene ISYNA1, whose product is annotated as inositol-3-phosphate synthase 1. Gene Ontology annotation, biological process: inositol biosynthetic process; phospholipid biosynthetic process. The transcript is spliced from 11 exons. The record is from RefSeq and is a predicted model, not a curated record. Gene Ontology annotation, molecular function: inositol-3-phosphate synthase activity. Bases 55 to 1719 code for a protein of 554 amino acids. NCBI's taxonomy places the organism in Eukaryota, Metazoa, Chordata, Mammalia, Afrosoricida, Tenrecidae. Gene Ontology annotation, cellular component: cytoplasm.